This is a messenger RNA of Thlaspi arvense, 1491 nucleotides long. Lineage: Eukaryota; Viridiplantae; Streptophyta; Magnoliopsida; Brassicales; Brassicaceae. The record is from the annotation of a GenBank genome assembly.
UAUCACAUUAGUUAAUGUGAUUUAAUUUGUAUGUUAGUAUCACAUUAAUUAAUGUUUAGGUAAAAGAAUUUUUUUUUUUUUAAAAAAGGCGACUCAACUUGUGCCAUGUUUCUCUGAACUCCUCUCCAAACAAGCCAUUGGAGUGAACCCAAUCAGAGCUGAAACAGUUCAUCGCCAUGGCGGCAUCCUCCUCUUCCACGGUCGAUGAACUGCAACCACAGUAUCAUGUGUUCAUCAGCUUUCGUGGGGUGGAUUUGCGCCAUGGAUUCGUCAGCCAUCUUGUAAGAGCCUUGAUAAAUCAAAGAAUCAACGUCUUCAUCGACAACUCUGAAGUCAGAGGCCAACUUCAAGAAGGUGUCCUUUCGAGGAGAAUAGAAGAGUCGAGAAUCGCUCUGGUUAUCUUCACCUCCAAUUACACCGAGUCACCUUGGUGCUUGCAAGAGUUGAAAAAGAUCAAGGAACGUGUGGAUGAAGGCAAAAUGGUGGCUAUUCCCAUCUUCUACAAGCUGGAGCCAUCCACCGUGAGACAUAUGAAGGGAGAAUUUGGCGAUGCAUUCAGGAACCUGGUGAAAAGUUUUGCUGAGGAGAAAAAGAAGUGGAAGGAAGCUUUGACGUCGAUUCCUGAGUUAAUGGGCAUCAUAGUGCACGAGCGAAGUGAUGAGGUCUCUGCCAUCAAUGAAAUUGUGGAAGGCGUUGAAAAACUGCUACGCUACACUUCAUUAGCGAUUUCUUCUUCAGACGCUAAAACAAAUGCUGAUUUCUUUGACAGUUUUCAUCAAUUUCCGCGGAGAUCAGCUGCGCAAAAAUUUCAUCGGCUAUCUUGUGGAUGCACUUCGGAGAAGUGAGAUCAACGUCUUCAUAGACGACCAGGAGCAUAUAGGUGAAGACCUCACCAAUCUUUUCAAGAGGAUCGAGGAUUCUGGGAUUGCCAUAGUUGUGUUUUCUAGCAGGUACACGGAAUCCAAAUGGUGCUUGGAAGAGCUUGUGAAGAUUAAAGAACGUGUGGAACAAGGCAGGCUCAAGGUGAUUCCCAUCUUCUACAAGGUGAGUCCAACCAAUGUGAAAAGACUUAAGGGAGAAUUUGGUGACAAUUUUAGAGACAGAGAGUGGGAGUUUGAGUCUGACGAACCUAAGAUUAAGCGAUGGAAAGAGGCGUUGGCGGUUGUUUCCCGUAAGUUUGCCCUGACUUUCGAUGAGCAAAGCGCAUUAGAGAUUGAAUUCGUUAAUAAUAUCGUCAAGGAGGUCUUGAAAAUGCUACAAGACAUUUACACAAUGGAAAGAAGUCAAUCCUCUCGUUAACCUUUUGUUGUGCGGAGAAAAGCAAGCUGAAGCUACACGAAAGCUCAGCAAUCCUGACGUUCGCGUAAAACGUUUUUGUUUUAUAACGUGUAACAAACAUUCAGUUCAACGUUGAAACCACCUAAUCUUGUUUAAGUUUGGUUUGUGAAUCUGAUAUUAAAUGGAUGCAAUCGUUGAUGCAAAUCCAAUGGC